CUUGUUUCACUGCCACCACCAUGAGCGAGUUUCAAGUUCACCACGACGAAUCCAGAAGCCAUAUUCUCUCCGAAAAAGCAUUGAAAGAAGGAUGGGAUACAUUUAUCUUCCACACACAACUCAUCCUACCCGGUAAUCUCUUCGUUGGUUUCAACACCGCAGGAUACGGCCUGGAGCGCUCAGACGUUGCGAGGUGGCUCAGUAUCUUGGCCACUAGUAUUCCUUCGAACCCACCAGACAUUUUCUCUUGCGACAUGCAACCUGCAGGGAUCUUACAAUACUUGCCUACCAAUAUGGCAGAAAAACCUGUCAGUUGGACUACGCCAGUUAACUGGACACCGGGAAAUUAUGCUUUCAAAUACUUUCGUUUGGGUGAUGAUUAUCUUUACAACCGCCCUCCCUUGCGAGUCGUGGACUGGUUUUUUGACGACGAGACGCUGUCCGCGAAGGGCAUGACACCUUCCUUCUCGGUCAAACACAAGAAUUCUAAUCUCGAAACAAGUCUGAUAUAUAUCCUUCCCAAUGCCAGCUGGUUCAUUGACGGUAUCAACGAUAGUUCCUCAGAGGAGGUAACCGAUCGACCGAGACAGACCAAACGGCCGUCUCUUUGCUAUGGAACUUCUGGAUGGAGAACCGAUCCAGCGAACGCGAUCAUGUUACCGUCUGCAUUGGUAGAUGACUUCCAUUUAAACAAUUUUGGAUAUGAUAUCGAGGUCAAUCGCUUCAUCGCUUUCCGAGGUAUAUCGCCUGCAUCAGAAGCUCUCCUCCAGGACUGUGAGCUGAAGGCGACGACACCCGGAAAUUCAGACCGGGCAUACAUUGCACGGCACUUCAGGGUAUGCUUAAGGGUACAUUGCCACUAUGGCGAUAUUGGUGCUGAACUCGAUUGGAGUAAAAUUGCGGCGAGAGCCGAGAAGUGGGACAAUGACGGGAUUCCAGAUUCAGAUCGCGAUGUUAUGGACGUCGCUAUCCGUCAGUGGAACCUCCAGACUGCCGCUUACCUCAGUCUCUGUUACUCUGAGGACGAUUCAGAGUAGCUAGUGUUUCUUUCUACA
This is a messenger RNA of Marasmius oreades (fairy-ring Marasmius), 1055 nucleotides long. RefSeq lists its product as uncharacterized. The transcript is spliced from 4 exons. The record is from RefSeq and is a predicted model, not a curated record. The coding region runs from base 21 to 1037 and encodes 338 amino acids. NCBI's taxonomy places the organism in Eukaryota, Fungi, Basidiomycota, Agaricomycetes, Agaricales, Marasmiaceae.